This is a messenger RNA of Durio zibethinus, 1661 nucleotides long. Its product is annotated as WAT1-related protein At5g40230-like. Gene Ontology annotation, cellular component: membrane. The record is from RefSeq and is a predicted model, not a curated record. Lineage: Eukaryota; Viridiplantae; Streptophyta; Magnoliopsida; Malvales; Malvaceae. Gene Ontology annotation, molecular function: transmembrane transporter activity.
GGGAGAUGGCAAGAAGAUAUGGCUACAAGGAAGUCCUACCAUGCACGGCCAUGGUUGCAGUAGAGUGUUCCAAUGUAGUCAUAAACAUUCUAUUCAAAGCUGCUUCAUUGAAGGGGUUGAGCUACUACGUCUUCAUCGCCUACUCUCAUGUUUUAGGCACCCUUGUUUGCCUUCCUUUAAUCUUCCUCUUUAAUAGACAAACAGCGCUUCCUCCUUUGAAGUUCCCUCUCAUCUCUAGAAUUUGCCUUCUUGCUAUUCUUGGGUAUUCAGGUACGAUAUGCUCAUAUAGAGGUAUAGAACUUGGCUCUCCAACUCUUGCUUCAGCCAUCAGCAACCUCAUACCAGCUUUUACCUUCUUACUGGCUGUCUUCUUCAGGAUGGAAAAAGUAGCAUUUAGAAGUCCAAGUACUCAAGCUAAAAUCAUUGGCACCAUAAUAUCAAUAUCUGGUGCAUUAGUGAUUGUUUUCUACAAAGGCCCCAAAAUUAUUUCCUCUGUUUUACUUCAAUGGCCUCUAGGGUCGUCUCAAUCAAAUUGGAUCGUCGGAGGCCUCCUAGAAGCUGUUGCAUAUCUUCUUUAUUCAUUCUGGUAUAUUAUUCAGUCCCAAGUGAUGAAGAUAUAUCCAGAAGAGAUUGUUGUAAUUUUCUUUUGCAACUUGUCUGUGACCCUUAUAUCUCUACCAGUAGGCUUACUAGCAGAGCCAAACUUGAGCUCUUGGAGACUAACAACUAGUAUAGCAGAUGUUGCGGUCCUCUACUCGGGACUUUUUGGAUCCUCAUUUGGCAAUGUUGUUCACAUAUGGGGCGUACGCUUGAAGGGGCCUGUGUUUGUUGUACUUUUCAAGCCAACUUCAAUUGUCAUAGCAGAUGUUAUGAGCGCCAUAUUCCUUGGUGAAAAAGUGUAUUUGGGAAGUGCCAUUGGAGCUGUGAUCAUAACUGCUGGUCUUUAUGCUGCAUUAUGGGGGAAAGCAAAAGAACAAGAAAUGACAGAUGAUGACUCUGGUUUAAGCACCUUAGGACCCCUGUCUCGUGGUACGGUCCCAUUGCUGCAAAGCUAAAAAGUUGGUGAAAUGUAGCAGAAAUGUUUUAGCCAUUUAGCAUGGGGCAAUGGCCAAUGUUUUCACACUCAUGGGCAUGCGAAAACAUCAAUGUUCAAUGCCUGCAGAUAUUGGGAACAAAAGGUUUAAUGAGUUUCUUGGAUCAAAGUUGAGAACAUUGUACUUCAGCUUUCACCAGAAAUUACGUCUGUGAUAGUUUAUAUCAAAAAAAUUCUGAUCAAAUAAAGCCCAAAAAAUUCAUGCAUAAUUGAAAAACAAAAAUGAAUCAGCCCAACUAUGGAUGAAAAUCAGCAAUGACCAACCUCUUAAAAUGAGUUUCAUUUUUUUGGUGAUUGAAAAAGAUUAGAAGAUUGUUAUAAAAAAAGCCAACAUUGUUUAUCUUUUGGAGACAGGUUUUCCGGUCAAAUAUACCCAUUAUAGAAUAUAGCUCACCAACUCUUGCUUCAGCCGUCCGCAACCUCUCACCAGCUUUUACCUUGAUACUCGCUGUCCUUUUCAGGUUUCUUGCCUUCUUUGAUCUCAUCAGUGUUGCUUUUUCCAUGCAUAUACAGUUUUAUCUCAAGCAUAAUAAUAUUCCUAUACUCCUAUUAACUUCAACUUCAUACA